Anthostomella pinea is the source of this 1755-nucleotide messenger RNA. Lineage: Eukaryota; Fungi; Ascomycota; Sordariomycetes; Xylariales; Xylariaceae. The record is from the annotation of a GenBank genome assembly.
AUGUCCUCUCAAGACCCUUGCGCGAAUCCUCUACUUCUCGGCUGGGUGAAAGAAUGGGUCGACGUAGCCCGCGAGCGCAACUCGAAAGGCGUGACAACGUACAACAACGCCUACAAAGCUCUCAAAGCCUGCCCUAUCAAAUUCCAGCACCCUUCUCAACUGCAGCAGUUGAAGGGCUUCGGCCCCAAAAUAUGCGAUCGUCUGACCGAGAAGCUGAAGCAGCAUUGCGAGGAGAAUAGCUUGCCCAUGCCUAAGAGGCCCAAGCAAUCUCGGAAUGACGCAUUGGCCGGUCUGAACGACGAGGACGACGAUCUUCAGGCAAGACCAGCAAAGAAGCCGAGGAAAGCGAAACCAUAUGUGCCUACACUGCGGUCGGGUGCCUACGCUCUGGUGCUUGCUCUGGCUACGCUCGAUGAGGAUGCCGCGGUCGGUAUGACAAAGGCCCAGCUAAUCGAAGCCGCACAACCGCAUUGCGACUCGUCGUUCAUGGCCCCGAGUGACCCGACCAAAUUCUACACCGCCUGGAACUCCAUGAAGACUCUGCUCGAUAAAGAUUUCGUCUACGAAAAGGGCCGGCCCCUGAGAAGAUACGCUCUAUCAGAUGAGGGGUGGGAAGUGGCGAAACGUAUCCAGCAGACCACCGAUGCUGGGCCGUCGAGACCGGCUCCGCCACAAAGACCGGAACUUAUACCCCAAGCAGUUGAGGAGGUACUGGCUCGUCCGGCCGUGCGAUCGCCCUCAGUGGAGGUGGAGAGUCAACCCCAACAACAGUCGAGCUACGCGAAUGUGGUUGCAGAUGGAGAUGGCACAUCGGCUAGCGCAGCGUUGCCUAAUUUUGGACCGAUCCGAUUGGCGCCAGGGUCAUUCACCGUUCACUUGGUGUUGGAUGUCCGUGAGAUCCGAGCGAAGACCGACAGAGAUUAUAUGCAACAAGAGCUCAGCAAGAAAGGGGUCGAGCCAAUCAUGCGAUCACUUGAACUAGGAGACGCGCUGUGGGUCGCAAAAUGUCACGAUCCCAACUUUCUCCCCCGCCUUGGCUCUGAAGGAGACGAGAUCGUGCUGGACUGGAUCGUCGAGAGAAAAAGACUAGACGACUUGAUUUUCAGUAUCAAGGACGGCCGUUUCCACGAGCAGAAAUUUCGACUGAAGCGGUCGGGCGUUAAGAACGUCGUGUACAUUGUCGAGGAAAUGUGCAUGGAUGCGACGCACUUUCAGAAAUGGGAAGAAGCUGUCGACUCCGCCAUGGCGUCAACCCAAGUAGUCAAUGGCUACUUCCUGAAGAAGACGCAAAAGAUGGACGACACGAUUCGAUAUCUCACACGGAUGACUAUGCUUCUGAAGAAACAGUACGAAAGCAAGUCGCUGUUCGUCAUCCCAACACAGGUGCUCACUGCUCAAAACUACCUCCCGCUGCUUGAUCAUCUCCGCGAAAAGGACCCCGUCGCUGGCCACUAUAUCAGCUACCCUGCCUUUGCAUCGAUGGCUUCGAAAUCAGACUCGAUUACGCUGCGCGACCUGUACCUGAAGAUGCUCAUGUGCACUAAACAGGUCACUGGGGAGAAGGCACUGGAGAUGCAGAAGAGAUGGAAGACGCCGCACGACUUCGUGAAGGCUUAUGAGAACUGCGGCGCCGGGGAAGACGGCAAGAAGAAGAAACGAGAGCUGGUCUUUGGGCAGAUGGGCAACCUGGUUGGAAGGAGAAAGAUCGCGAAGACCCUCAGUCACAAGAUUGCAGAGGUCUGGGGCGAUGUCUAG